Messenger RNA from Gopherus flavomarginatus (Mexican gopher tortoise), 1224 nucleotides. Its product is annotated as alcohol dehydrogenase 1-like. Gene Ontology annotation, biological process: retinoic acid metabolic process; retinol metabolic process. The transcript has 9 exons. Gene Ontology annotation, cellular component: cytosol. Lineage: Eukaryota; Metazoa; Chordata; Testudines; Testudinidae. Gene Ontology annotation, molecular function: zinc ion binding; all-trans-retinol dehydrogenase (NAD+) activity. Bases 57 to 1187 code for a protein of 376 amino acids. The record is from RefSeq and is a predicted model, not a curated record.
CGGAGCCUGCCUGCCUGCAGGGAGCGGCCGGGCCGGGCCGGCUCUGCGCGCGCCCCAUGGGCACCUCCGGCAAAGUUAUAAAAUGCAAGGCUGCCAUUGCCUGGGAAGUGGGUAAACCACUCUCUAUCGAGGAGGUAGAGGUUGCACCUCCGAAAGCCCAUGAAGUCCGUGUUAAGAUAGUGGCUACAGGGAUCUGUCGGACAGAUGACCAUGUUCUGAAAGGUUCUUUUCCAAAUAUAGAUUACCCAGUUAUUCCUGGCCACGAAGGAGCUGGGAUUGUGGAGAGUAUUGGAGAAGGAGUGACAUGUGUGAAACCAGGAGAAAAAGUCAUCCCUCUGUGUCUUCCCCAAUGUGGGGAAUGCAGCUCCUGUUUGAAUCCUGACUCCAACUGUUGCCUGAAGACACACCUCCAUGAAUCCCAGAACCUCAUGCCGGACAAGACCAGCAGAUUCACCUGCAAAGGGAAAGCAAUUCACCAUUUCCUGUGGAUCAGCACCUUCUCAGAAUACACAGUUAUGCCUGAUUCUGCCAUUGCAAGAAUUGAUGAUGAUGCUCCUCUGGAUAAAGUCUGUCUGUUUGGCUGUGGAUUUUCCACCGGUUAUGGUGCUGCCAUCAAUAAUGCCAAGGUUAAACCUGGUUCAACUUGUGCCAUCUUCGGUUUGGGAGGAGUUGGCCUCUCUGUUGUUAUUGGCUGUAAAUCAGCCGGUGCUUCCCGGAUCAUUGGGAUCGACAUCAACAAAGAUAAAUUUACCAAGGCUAGAGAGUUAGGAGCCACUGAGUGCAUCAACCCUCAGGACUUCAAGAAACCUGUUCAGGAGGUGCUGGUUGAGAUGACUGGCCAUGGUGUGGACUAUUCCUUUGAAGUCAUUGGCCACACAGAUACUAUGGUAGCUGCCCUGGCAUCCUGCCACAUGAACUCUGGCACCUGUGUGAUGGUUGGAACACCUCCUUCAGGAUCACAGCUGUCCUUUGACCCUAUGCUGCUGUUUACUGGACGUACCUGGAAAGGGAGUAUUAUUGGAGGUUGGAAGACUAAGGAUUCUAUCCCCAAACUAGUGUCUGGUUAUAUGGAGAAGAAAUUUAAUCCAGAUGUGCUAAUAACACACACUUUACCAUUUGAUAAAAUCAAUGAAGGAUUUGAAUUGUUACAGUCAGGAAAGAGUAUCCGCACUGUCCUGCUGUUUUAGGAUCGGCCUGGGGGUUAUCAACAGCAUGACACAUCUC